Molecule: messenger RNA, 510 nt
Organism: Cryptococcus wingfieldii CBS 7118
Lineage: Eukaryota; Fungi; Basidiomycota; Tremellomycetes; Tremellales; Cryptococcaceae
Product: cytochrome c oxidase subunit 4
Exons: 4
Coding region: 1-510 (169 amino acids)
Biological process (GO): mitochondrial electron transport, cytochrome c to oxygen
Source: RefSeq, a predicted model, not a curated record
AUGUCCAUCCUCCGCCUCCGCUCCGCCUUCUCCCCCCUCAACAACGCCAGGCGCUACGCCACCGCCUCCGCCGUCCAGGUCACCUCCUCCACCUCCAACGCCUCCGCCAGCAUCCUCGGCAACAUCGAAGCCACCUGGAAGAACCUCCCCGCCGAUGAGCAGUACGAGAUCUACCAGCAGCUCGAGCAGAUCCAGAAGAAGGACUGGAAGGAGUUGACAAUAGAUGAGAAGAAGGCUGCCUACUUUGUCUCCUUCGGCCCCCACGGUCCCCGAGCCCCCGUCAACGGCCCCAACCACAGCGUCAAGGUCGCGACCGGUCUUGCCCUCGCCCUCGGUUCUGCCGUCGCCCUCUUCGGCUUUGUCAGGUCUAACGCCCCCCCUCCUCCCGCUACCAUGAACUCCGAGUACCAACAACAGAUGACCGAGUACAUGAAGUCUCAGAACAUGAACCCCAUCUCCGGUAUCUCCUCCGAAAACUACAAGGGCAAGGGUAUGGUCCAAUCUCCCUAA